Esox lucius (northern pike) is the source of this 2581-nucleotide messenger RNA. RefSeq names its product prolylcarboxypeptidase (angiotensinase C) (gene prcp). Gene Ontology annotation, biological process: proteolysis; angiogenesis involved in wound healing; regulation of blood vessel endothelial cell migration. The record is from RefSeq and is a predicted model, not a curated record. The coding region runs from base 205 to 1704 and encodes 499 amino acids. Gene Ontology annotation, molecular function: dipeptidyl-peptidase activity; serine-type exopeptidase activity. The transcript is spliced from 10 exons. NCBI's taxonomy places the organism in Eukaryota, Metazoa, Chordata, Actinopteri, Esociformes, Esocidae.
UCACAGUUUGUACAAGCAUUUUCGAAACUCUGAUCAUGGCUACAUUUGACUUGAAAACCGUUCCACCAUCAAGUCUUACUUAGUAAUCUAUGCCCAACAUUUCAGUGGCAAGUUUGUGGACCAUGGCACGUCACAUGACAGUCUUACUGUGUUUACUGUGCCUUGUGAUUUGCUGACAGAGUCGUUCUCCUGGCCACGGCAGCAAUGAGGUCAGGAUUCGGAUCAGUAUCAAGAUCUUCCAUAACGGGCAUCGUUCUCAUCGUGACGCUCUGUUGUUUUCACGUGUUCGCUCUCAAAUCCCAACUUUUGACGAGGCAUGGCGUUUUAGUAGAUUCCAAUGCCAAGGACUCCGUCAUUAGCUAUAAAACACUCUAUUUUAACCAAAAGAUCGAUCACUUUGGUUUCCUUGAGGAUGGCACCUUUAAGCAGCGGUACCUGGUUAAUGAUGAACACUGGCACCAAAAGGGAGGUCCAAUCCUCUUCUACACUGGAAACGAGGGAGACAUCACCUGGUUCUGCAAUAACACAGGGUUCAUGUGGGACAUUGCAGAGGAGUUAAAGGCCAUGUUGGUGUUUGCAGAACACCGUUACUAUGGGGAGUCCCUGCCGUUUGGAAAAGACUCUUACAGCGACACCAAACACCUGAACUACCUGAGUUCAGAGCAAGCGCUAGCUGACUUCGCUGUGCUGAUCAAAGAGCUGAAGCGAACGGUGCCUGGAUCCCAGCUCAGCCCUGUGAUUGCCAUUGGGGGCUCCUAUGGAGGGAUGCUCUCUGCCUGGAUGAGAAUGAAAUAUCCCAACGUGGUGGUUGGAGCUCUGGCUGCCUCUGCUCCCAUUUGGCAGUUCCCAGACAUGGCUCCCUGCGGAGACUUCUACAAGAUAGUCACCCAGGACUUCGCCGAGGGUGGCCUGAACUGUGACGUUAACAUCAGGAAGUCCUGGAAGGCCGUCGACAAUGUCGCAGCAACAGACAGUGGUCUUCGUUGGCUGUCCAGUGAGUUCAGUUUAUGCUCCCCUCUCAAGAAGACCGACGUGGCUGGUUUCAAGGCCUGGCUGCAGGAGACCUGGGUCAAUCUGGCCAUGGUCGACUAUCCCUACGAGGCCAAUUUCCUUCAGCCUCUCCCACGCUGGCCAGUACAGGUGGUGUGCAAGUACCUCGGCUUCGACCCCUACAGCGUCUCGGACUACCAGAUGUUAAGCGCUAUCUCUGAGGCAGUCCGGGUCUACUACAACUACACAGGAAGUGCUCCCUGUCUCAACACGUCCUCCACGGCCACGGGCAGCCUGGGCUACAUCGGCUGGUAUUACCAGGCUUGUACCGAGAUGGUCAUGCCCAUGUGUACAGACGGGGUCCAGGACAUGUUUGAGCCCCAGGAGUGGAACUUCCAGGCCUUCUCAGACGAGUGCCAUGCCCUGUUUGGGGUGCGACCGCGGGCCGACUGGGCUGGCAUUUUCUAUGGAGGACUGGACAUUGCCUCACACAGUAACAUCGUCUUCAGUAAUGGAGGUCUGGACCCCUGGUCAGGUGGCGGGGUGACCCGCAACAUCUCGGACUCCAUGGUUGCCAUAGUGAUACCGGACGGAGCGCACCACCUCGACCUGCGCUACAACAACGAGUACGACCCCCACAGUGUGCUGUCAGCCCGCGCCCAGGAGGUGGAGUACUUCAAACUGUGGAUCAGGCAGGCCAAGAAACAACUCUGACAUGCUGAAUGACCUUCUGCUGCAACUACCAGGCCGCAUCACUCUGCACAGAUGAACUCCCAGGAUGCUCCUGAAAGGGUUCCCUCCUUCCUACAUCCUGCUCUGGUUAUGGUCAGGGUCCGUGUAGGGUUCUAUGCAUGGGGUUAGGGUUCCAUUUUGGAUGCAGUUCCCGCCUUUCCAACAGUCUCAACUGUCUGUUUAGUUGGGUAACUGUUUCCAUUUGAAUUCAGUGAUUGGAAUGAUUAUGGAAUGAUUUGUUCACUGUGUGCCACAGUCAGGUUUGGGAGUAACCUUUUCAAUCACUGUCAAUAAGGGCUAGAAAAAUUACAAAAACAACAUCUAAUAAUAAAAUACUUGAAUUUUUUUUAUGUAACUUUCACAAUCACCACAUUAUAUAAUUUGGUGGAAGUAUUUGUUUUUGGCAACUGUUGUGUUUAGUUAAUAUAAUCUGAUUCAAAUACUAGUAAAACUGUGUUGUUUAUGGGAUGUUGUUUAUGGGAUCAUUAGUGCAAAAAGGAUUUAACAACUCUCAGGAAAUGAUUUUUUUGUAUUUGUUUACAGUUUGUUAUUGACCAUGUUGCCAAACUAUAUUCUGCAUUUCUUGAAGAAAUGUUUCACUGUUGAUAACAUAACUUUGCAGUUUGCAGUUUUUAUGCUACAGCAUGAUUUCAAUUUGCUCCUUAAUUUCCCCAUGUCUACCUACACAAGGGCUCUCCUCAGCAUCGUCUCCUGUGUGGUUUUAGCAUGCUGUUUUGCUUGUUUCAUCUCUGUAGGAUUUUGUUUGUUGACUCUAAUUUCUGUCUGCACCCUCCUGUCUCAUCACUGCACUAUUAAACCAUUGACCUGUGAGCCCCAGAUUAAAGCCAGUUUAUUCUGU